UCUCCGGCCGGGACGCACGCAGCCGCCGCCCGCGCUCGGCGAAGAGGCGGACCCCGCAAGGCCUGCGCUCGCCAUGGCGGCCGACGCGGCGCCGUGAAACCACUCGGCGGAUCCGGAGCAGGGAGCCGAGCCGAGCGCGCCGGGCCAUGCGGCCGCCGCUCCGGCCUUGGCUGCUGCUGCUCCUGCUGCUCCUGCUGGGCGGCUACCAAGGCGUGGUGCCCGGGCCAGACUCUGUUUACCAGCUGUCCGCUCCCCAGAACCCGAAGAUCCAUCUAUACAACGCCGAGCAGGUUCUGAGUUGGGACCCAGCACCUCUAAGCAAUGGCACAAGACCGGUGGUCUACCGGGUGCAGUACAAGUACACCACUGGGAGGUGGAAUGAUGUGACUGGGAACCACGUGGAGGUGACUUGUACACAGAUCACUGCAACUCAGUGUGACUUUACGGCUGCCGGCUCCGCCAAGGGCUUCCAGCGGCACUACAACGUCACCUUACGUCUCCGCGCCGAGCUAGGAGAGCUCCACUCGGCAUGGGUGACCACGCCCUGGUUCCAACACUACCGCAACGUGACCGUCGGGCCCCCACGGGACGUGUGGGUGACCCCCGGGGAAGGCUCCCUGAUCGUCAUGUGUUCCCCGCCCUUCGACAUCGACGGCUUCAUGGUCACUUUUGACUACUACGUCCACUACUGGGAAAAAGCAGGCAUCCAGCAGGUGAGAGGCCCUUUCAAAAGCAGCCCCAUCUUGCUGGCUGACUUGAAGCCCUUAAGAAUGUACUGUUUACAAGUGGAGGCACGGCUGGUCUGGACUGCGCAGAACAUCAUCCGACCCGGCCAUUUCAGCAACAUAUCCUGCUUCGAAACCACAGCAGAUGCCUCCACCAGGUAUCAACAAAUCCUGCUGAUCUCCCUUGGGGUCUUUUCGUUCCUGUUGGUCCUGGCAGGAGCUUGCUACUUUCUGGUUCUGAAAUACAGAGGCCAUGCCAAAUACUGGUUCCAUUCUCCACCGAGCAUCCCACAGCAUAUCGAAGAGUACUUAAAGGACCCGGCCCAGCCCAUCUUGGAGGCCUUGGACAAGGAGGACAGCUCACCCCGAGACAACUGUGACACCUGGGACAACGUGUUAAUCGUUGCACUUUCGGAAAAGGAGACCGAGCUCCUACCCACCCCUUGAACUCCAGCACUGGCCCUGCCUUGGGAAGAGGACUCGGCUCCAGGGAGCGGCCGCUGUUUCUGCCCGGACCCCGCAGAGACCCACACUCCACAUUCCUACCUCAGAGAGGCCUGCCACUGCCCAGCCAGAGGCAGCGGGUCUAGUGGGAAAGCCAGACUGAACUUUUCAUUAAGAAUUUUCAAAAUGUUGAAAGUUUCUAGGAUGAUUCUAUGGCGAUAACUCAGAAAAAUUAAGACUUCUUUUAAACACUAAAAAGGAUGUAAUAAUGAGCAAAAUGCCGUGGCACACCUCUCUCUCUCUCUGUCUUUUUUUUUUUUUUUUUUUUUUUUUGCCUGUUGUGUCAGGUGGUCGAAAGACCAAGACCUCUCCAUGACUGUUCUGGGGCCCCUGGGACAAAUAAGUAACUUCUGUACCAGCUUGUCCCCAACCAAGGACACUGCACAGACCACUGUUGGCCAGUUUAAGGGCCUAAGAUGUGAUUUAGCCUGUAAAUACUUUUCUUGUAAUUUAAAUGACUUUUUUUUUUUUAAGUCAAAAGUAAAAGACAAACUUUUUUAAAAGCC
This is a messenger RNA of Ochotona curzoniae (black-lipped pika), 1735 nucleotides long. It is a transcript of the gene IFNGR2, whose product is annotated as interferon gamma receptor 2. Gene Ontology annotation, molecular function: protein binding. The transcript has 7 exons. The coding region runs from base 147 to 1172 and encodes 341 amino acids. The record is from RefSeq and is a predicted model, not a curated record. Lineage: Eukaryota; Metazoa; Chordata; Mammalia; Lagomorpha; Ochotonidae.